This is a messenger RNA of Cydia strobilella, 1781 nucleotides long. Its product is annotated as titin homolog. The transcript has 9 exons. The record is from RefSeq and is a predicted model, not a curated record. Lineage: Eukaryota; Metazoa; Arthropoda; Insecta; Lepidoptera; Tortricidae. The coding region runs from base 135 to 1781 and encodes 548 amino acids.
UCUAGUAAAUACUGUUAUUUUGAGAUCUAGGGGACCGACGGAUAGCUACGGAAAUGAAAAUAACGUGAAGAUUCUUGUUUAAAAACAAAAUGUUAUUUAUUGUAGAAUGAUAGCAAACAACAUUGUGUGACGAUAUGCGUUAUGGCCAUCACAGUUUGGGAAGCUACUUAAGCAUGCUUUUUCUGGUACUCCACUUCACAUUUCAUUUGCUGGGCUUCACACGAUGCUCCCUAGUAUUCGACGAAGCCAACCAAGAGGCGAUGAAAAACAAAUACUGCUCCCGCGUCGGAGACUGCCUGCCCGGUACACAUGUCAUGUGUAUGUACGGAGAUAAGAAAAUGAUGGGCCCUAGAUGUAGCGGUGGCAAAAUGCUUCCGCUUACUGCAGAUGAAAAAACAGACCUAUUAGAUCUCCUUAAUGAGUUAAGGCGAAAUUUGGCUCAAGGUAUAGGAGACCUUCCAAAGGCGUACGGCAUGAGAAAGCUGUUCUGGGAUGAUUCCUUAGCCGAAUUUGCCCAGGCGUGGGCGAACCAAUGUGAUCCAGACCGCCAUGACCUAUGUAGAGCUUCAGAAAAGUUCCCUAGAGCAGGCCAGGCUAUGUACCCUGUACGAUUCAACUACAACGACUGGAGUAUAAAACGCGAGCACUUUGACGAUAAAUCCAAAAACCUAACGCCAGAAAAAAGGACCCAUGUCAUCGAACGUUUUGCGGGAUAUAUCCACAGAACCAGCAAAUACGUGAAUAAACAGCAAAUAGAAAAGUAUCCAAGCGGCGACUUCAUGAACGAAUAUCUGACGGCAGUCCACGGGACUACCACAAACGUUGGUUGCGGAAUGUCUACUUUUCACGAUUACUAUAGGACCUCAGACAAUGAACCAGUCAUUUUCCAUGCAGUAGAAAUUGUUUGUAACUUCUCUAAUCGGCCAACGGCGGGCGAGAAGGUUUACGAGACCAAGUGGUCUGACGGGAAGGGUUGGACAACAUGUGGCUGUCCCGACGGGUUCAUUGAAGAAGACUGUCUCUGUGUACCAGGAAAAAGACCAGACAACAAAGAUGACCAACAAAAUAAAGACAAAGAUGACCAACAAAAUAAAGACAAGGAUGACCAACAAAAUAAAGACAAGGAUGACCAACAAAAUAAAGAAAAGGAUGACCAACAAAGUAAAGACAAGGAUGGCCAACAAAAUAAAGACAAGGAUGACCAACAAAAUAAAGACAAGGAUGACCAACAAAAUAAAGACAAGGAUGACCAACAAAAUAAAGAAAAGGAUGACCAACAAAGUAAAGACAAGGAUGACCAACAAAAUAAAGACAAGGAUAACCAACAAAAUAAAGACAAGGAUGACCAACAAAAUAAAGACAAGGAUGACCAACAAAAUAAAGACAAGGAUGACCAACAAAGUAAAGACAAGGAUGACCAACAAAAUAAAGACAAGGAUGAUCAACAAAGUAAAGACAAGGAUGACCAACAAAAUAAAGACAAGGAUGACCAACAAAGUAAAGACAAGGAUGGCCAACAAAAUAAAGACAAGGAUAAUCAACAAAAUAAAGACAAGGAUGACCAACAAAAUAAAGACAAGGAUGACCAACAAAAUAAAGACAUGGAUGACCAACAAAGUAAAGACAAGGAUGACCAACAAAAUAAAGACAAGGAUGAUCAACAAAGUAAAAACAAGGAUGACCAACAAAAUAAAGACAAGGAUGACCAACAAAGUAAAGACAAGGAUGACCAACAAAAUAAAGACAAGGAUGAUCAACAAAAGGAAGGUAAAGAUGACUAA